AUGGGGCCCACCGAAAUGAAUUUUCAACAGCGGUCACGUUCAAUGGGGCAAGAAUUCGAGAACAGGCUUAUCUCACGCUUCUUUGCCGCACCAAAAGCUGAGCUUCAAUCACUGGGGGAGUUAUUGCAAUCUUAUGAAAUCGCCUUACAAGCUGGUGCCAAUCUUGCACAGAUAUUUGCGAUUCCGCUUGCUAGCGAUAGUAAAGCUGCCGGAAUCGGUCCCUUAUUCAGCUCACUGCAUCCCCAAGUGCUGGAAGUCGAAGACUCAUGCGACUCUCUUGUCAAUUGGGCCGAUGUCAUUCGAUCGGCGGUGUAUGAUGCAGAGUUCCAACAGACCGGCAAAUAUCACGUUCGGAUUGAGAAAGGAAAUGCUUUGCUAGAGCUGCCUCAGGCGGACCAUGACUUUAUAUCAACUGGAAUCCCUCGACAGCUUGUCGACCCGUACUCAUAUCCCAGUGAUAUUUCAUCAGAAAUCAAUGCCACCAAGCUCACUUUAGAGCAAAUGACUCACUGGCAGGAUAUCAUCAGUGGAAUGUCGCACACGACCGGAAAUGCUCUCAAAAGGUUGGAAGAGCGACUAGAGCUGCUGAAACGCAAGCUGGGUGCCCUUGUGACCCACGAUGAUAUGCUCAGGAAUGGGGAAAAUGCAGAGAGGGACGAAGAAACGAGCCAAAGGAGGCGCAGGACUCCAUUGGACUCAUGA
Messenger RNA from Penicillium chermesinum, 702 nucleotides. RefSeq lists its product as uncharacterized. Lineage: Eukaryota; Fungi; Ascomycota; Eurotiomycetes; Eurotiales; Aspergillaceae. The record is from RefSeq and is a predicted model, not a curated record. Bases 1 to 702 code for a protein of 233 amino acids. The transcript is spliced from 4 exons.